UUUUUUAUAAUUUUGUCAAAAUGUGAAAAAUAAAUAGUAAUUAUAAUAUAAUUAAAAAAUGGAAAGAGUUCCGUGAAAGUUUCAAAUUUAAUAGUAUACAAACGAGUUCGAUUUUGAAUUGAAUUUCAAAUAAAGCGAUUUCCAUCGCCGAUCUAUGAACCUCUGCAACCAAUUCUGGUCAAAUCCUAAUCUCCAUUGCUAUCUCAAGAGAAGCUCUUCGAUUCAAUUCUCUCUCCUUGCCUCACUCAGGAUACGUGCCCGUCUCUGCACUAGCACGUAGCAUGUCUGAAGCAAAUGUGGGGUGUCGAGCAGAUCAAGAAAGCAAACCCUAAUUUUGUUGAAUUGGGUAUGAAGAUAACAGCCGCCCGUUUUCUGAAUUUUGGGGAGUCGGGAUUGGCGUCGUACUCCCCACCUGUAUGGGCAACUGUGGUUGCGGGUGCUUUGGUAGUGGUCACGCUGACGCUCUCCAUCUAUCUGCUUUUCGAGCACCUAUCCGCGUACAAGAACCCCGAGGAGCAAAAAUUCUUGAUUGGGGUUGUCUUGAUGGUUCCUUGCUACGCAGUUGAAUCAUUUGUAUCAUUGUUGCACCCUGCAAUUAGUGUUGAUAUUGAGAUACUACGCGAUUGCUAUGAAUCGUUUGCCAUGUAUUGCUUUGGAAGAUAUCUUGUUGCAUGUUUAGGUGGGGAUGAGUGGACUAUCGAGUUUAUGGAGAGGCUAGGACGGGUAAAGACCCCACUUUUGGAACAUGGGUUAGAACCAGGAACUAUAAGGCAUCCAUUUCCAAUGAAUUAUUUCUUGAGGCCAUGGAGAUUGGGCCAGUGGGUCUUCCAAGUUAUCAAGUUCGGAAUAGUUCAAUAUAUGUUAAUAAAGUCUUUUACUGCUAUUUUAGCAGUAAUCCUUGAAGCCUUUGAUGUAUACUGUGAAGGUGAUUUCAAAUGGGGCUGCGGGUAUCCUUAUAUGGCUGUGGUUCUAAAUUUUAGUCAGUCAUGGGCUCUGUAUUGCUUAGUUCAGUUUUACACCAUCACAAAGGAUGAAUUAGCCCACAUCAAACCAUUGGCGAAGUUUCUUACAUUUAAAUCAAUUGUGUUUUUGACUUGGUGGCAAGGUGUGGCUAUUGCCCUUCUUUAUGCCGUUGGAUUAUUUAAAAGUCCAAUAGCUCAAGCUUUGCAGUUUAAGUCAAGUGUUCAGGACUUCAUCAUUUGCAUAGAGAUGGGCAUUGCUUCUGUGGUUCACCUGUAUGUUUUCCCUGCAAAGCCAUAUGAGCUAAUGGGAGAGCGCUUUCCAGAGAGUGUGGCAGUUCUGGGAGACUAUGCAUCUGUCGACUGUUCACUAGAUCCUGACGAGGUUAGGGACAGCAAGCGCCCCACAAAAUUACGCCUUCCUCAGCCUGAGAUUGAUGUUAGGAGUGGGAUGACCAUCAAAGAAAGUGUCAAGGACUUUUUCAUUGGAGGUGGUGAAUAUAUUGUCAAUGACGUGAUGUUCACUGUAACUCAAGCAGUAGAACCUGUGGAGAAAGGAAUCACGAAAUUUAAUCAGAAACUACACAAGAUUUCCCAGAACAUCAAGAGGCAUGAAAAGGAGAGGAGGACAAAGGAUGACAGUUGUAUUACCACAUCAUCCCCAACUCAGAGAGUAAUUCGUGGCAUAGACGAUCCCCUCUUAAAUGGAAGCUUUAGUGAUAGCGGACCCUCCAGAGUAAAAAGGCAUCGGCGAAAAUCAGGAUACACUAGUGCAGAAAGCGGUGGAGAAAGCAGUAGUGACCAGAACUAUGGGGGAUACCAAAUUCACGGCCGUAGAUGGGUUACCAAAGACUGAUAAAAGAAGUGUUUAGGCCAAAUUGGGAAGGGGGUGGACAAGAAUGUUGAAGGGGUUGCGCAGAGGUAUGCCAGCGUUGGGCGUUUAUCCAUUCUUGUUGGAUCCGCCCCGGAGAGGAGAUGCCGCAAGAGCGUCGGCUUGCGUGCAUACACACUUCCUGGAGUUUGAGAUUAUGGUCGGAGGUUUGUUAUACCGUUUGAUCCUUCUUUUUUUCCUUCUCUUACAUGUAGUACUCCUCUGGUGCGUGUUGUUGAGGUUAAAGAAUGCUGUAAAUAGCCCCGGAAAGGCUUGUUUGUCCUGUUUUGAGCUGUCUUGUCUUGAUUAGGAUUAGUAAGCUGUAAUCCCAUUGAGGGCCACUUUUGUUACUGUUUCGGUGAAAGCUUGAAAGCUAGUGCACAUUUAUGUAAGUAGUCAGUCCUGCUGCCUGGUCUGUACACUCCAACAUGGUUUACGUGUUCCAUUAUACUGUAUUAGUAGAGUGAACUUCUCUUCUUCGA
Molecule: messenger RNA, 2312 nt
Organism: Diospyros lotus (date-plum)
Lineage: Eukaryota; Viridiplantae; Streptophyta; Magnoliopsida; Ericales; Ebenaceae
Product: protein LAZ1
Exons: 8
Coding region: 295-1815 (506 amino acids)
Biological process (GO): transport
Molecular function (GO): transporter activity
Source: RefSeq, a predicted model, not a curated record